Molecule: messenger RNA, 1284 nt
Organism: Protopolystoma xenopodis
Lineage: Eukaryota; Metazoa; Platyhelminthes; Monogenea; Polystomatidea; Polystomatidae
Source: the annotation of a GenBank genome assembly
AUGGUCGAAGCUCCUUCUGCCCCUUGUAACUCUAAUGCUGGUGGCAUUCACACAUACGAAGGAUUGCGUGUUAUCUCCCCCACAGAGUUUGAGGUUCAGCUCUAUCUGAAUCAGAUGGGUGUGUUCAAUUUUGUUGAUGACGGCAGUGUCCCUGGCGGAGCCGUGCUCAAGUUGUCCGACGGCCGCAAACGCUCCAUGUCGCUGUGGGUGGAGUUCAUAACCGCCUCCGGCUACCUGUCGGCACGCAAGAUCCGAGCUCGCUUUCACGGUCUGGUCGGUCAGGCUGUCGAGAAGUGUACAUACCGCGACAUCCUGCGCCUGAUGCCAAGCACCAGCGAGGUGAAGAUCCGCAUACGAGACCGAGCUAGCCUACAGAUCACACCGGCCUUCCGCUGCCCGGGGCUCUGGCCCCGGUCAGCCAGUCACUGGUCCUGCCUCCCCACUUCCACCUUUCAGUCUGCCGCCAACCUUUCCCUUGUCCCUGUCUCCGGGUCCUCCGCCUCAUCUUCAGCCUCCUUUUCCACCCUCUCUGGCUUGGCCAAUACAUCAGCUGCCUCCCCCGUCUGCCUCUCUUCGGCGUCUCCAGCGUCUGCCUCAGUCACCCAAUCUACACCCAUCUUCAUGUCCACAUGCUCCGGUUCGGUCUUUCCUGUUUCGCCGCUUGAGUCAGUUUAUCCAAGUGCCAAUGGGACUGCAGAACUGACGGCCUCAGCCUGGCCUUCGCCGGCCUUGGCGGCAGAAGUGAAACGUGAAGGCUUCAGCUUGUUGAGCCAGGAGUCGUUGUAUACAAGAGACAGGCAGGCCUCAGCAGAGGGCGACGCCUGGCUGCUGGAUUUCCACGACGCCGAAGAGCGUCUUCUCGCCGGCUCCGCUCGAAGGCGUUGCCUCGACAUCCUCGAGACCCUGUCAGAACGCCACCUCAAUCUCGGACUGCCAGGCCAAGAGGAAUCUGGCUGGCCAGAAGUGGCCGCAGUCCGAGGAGGCGGUGAAGAGGGGCAACAGUGUCUGGUGAAAGCAUACCACCUGAAGAGUCUGGUGCUUCACGAGUGUGAGAAGCAUCCCCGCGAAGAGGAAUGGCAUGAGGCGGCGCUUCCAGACCGCGUGAAUGGCGUCCUCUUGCAACUCAUCUCUUGUCUCCAGCAUCGACGAUGUCCUCACUACUUUCUGCCACAGCUCGACCUGUUUCGCGGCAAAUCUCCUGUGGCUAUGGAUCUGGCGGCCAAGCAGGCCUGGAACUUGUUGCGGGCUUUAAUCACUUCACCACGGGCCCUCGAGCGCCUCUAG